AUGGGGAGAAAAGGACUGGGGGGCUUAUUGCACUUCCAGGGAGCCAGCUACUCCCCUUCCCCCGAGAGCCCCUCUGGAGAGGGGGGCCCCACCAGUCGCACCACUAUAGCCCGGGGUCUAGGGACAGGCAGCAGGGCCCACGAGCCAGCUGGCCACCAGGGCCAUCACCAAUCACAGAAGACAUCAGCAGCAAAGGCCAUUCUAGGUCAGACAGAUCUUCCUUCAGCCUUCAGCUCAUCACAGUGUGUUAGAAACCAGGGAGAAGUUCAUGGACGUUGGGUUUCAGUGGUGGAGCUGCCUGCCUUGUAUGGAAAAGCUCAGCAGCACGUGCUGAAAGAAUCACACACGUGUAUCACUCUCUGCAACCCUGAGGGUGUCCACGCCUUCAUCCUGGUCCUACCUGUGGGUCCCCUCACUGAUGAAGACAAGGGAGAAUUACAGACCAUCCAGGACACAUUCAGCUAUAGAGUCAACAACAACACAAUGAUCCUGUUCACUACAGACUCAGAUCCUAAACAUCCACAAGUGGUUAAAUGUCUUAAAAAAGAUAAGAACAUCAAGAAGCUUAUUAAGAGAUAUGGAAGGAAAUACAUUGUUAUCAAAAGCAGUGACAAGAAGCAGUUUUCUGCUAUAAUUGAUUUUGUGAAAAAAAUGAAACAAAGAUGCUACACAUCAGAAAUGCUUUUUGAAGCCUGCUUGGAUAAAAUCCAGUUACAAGAGAAAACAUUAACCAGCCUACAGAGGGAACCUUCCAUUCUACCAUCACAGACUUGACCUGUAUCUUCAUGCCUCAGAAUUGUUUUGAUUGGAAGGUCUGGGUGUGGGAAGAGCUCUUCCGGAAACACUAUCCUGGGUAGAAAUGAGUUUGAUCAAAAGCUAAGCCAAAAGUCCGUCACAAAGUCUUGUAAGAAAUCAAUGGGUGAGGUAGAAGGUCGUCCUGUUGCUGUGGUGGACACUCCUGAUUUCUUUGAUAACAGUUUUAGCCAAGAAGAAGUGAAUAACGAAUUGUUGCGAUGUAUCAGCCUUUUGGCUCCAGGCCCACAUGUCUUCUUGGUUGUAGUACAAAUCGGAGCAAGGCUUACACCAGAAGAGAAGGAGACACUUAAACUUAUUAAAGACAGUUUUGGAAAAAAUUCUGAAAAGUUUACUAUCAUCCUUUUAACCAGAGGGGACAUGCUGCAAAAACAGUCCAUUGAAGAUUACAUAGAAAAAGACUGUGAUGAAUCCUUUAAAGAGCUUAUUAGAGACUGUGAGGAAAGAUACCAUGUGUUUGACAACAGCAAUAUUAAAAACCGAGGACAGGUAGUAGAGCUGAUCAGAAAGAUUGAUAACUUGGUGGCCAAAAAUGGAUGCUUCACAAAUGAGAUGCUGCUAGAGGCUGAAACAGCCAUACAGGAAAAAAUUCAGAUAAUCCUUCAGGAGAAAGAGGAAGAAUUUAAGAGAGAAAGGGAGAAACUAGAAGAAAGACACCAGAGGAAGAGGAAAAAGAAAGAAAAAAAAAUAAAAGAAGAAAGAGCAAAAACUGAAAAAGAGAUCAAAGAAAACAAUGCCAAAAUUCAGGAGAUCAAGAGAAAACUCCAACAGGCUCAAGAGGAGAAACUGAAAGAACAAGAGAGGAGAAAACAGGACAAAAAGAGGCAAGAGGAAGAAGAAAAUCUUGAAUAUUUAUAUGAAAGCAUUAAAGAGGAAUUAACAAAACAACUGGAGGAGGAUGAAAAAAUAAAAGAAAAGGAGGUUUUAUAUGAAGCGAAAAUGGAUUAUGUAUUCAAGCAAGAAUUAGACAAACUAAGAGAGAAACAUGAGGAAAUAGCCCGUCAAAAAGCCGAAGAGCUUAAUGAGUUCAAAGAGGAAUUUAGAAAAGAAUUUAAAGCUCAGACAAAAGGACAUACAAAAAAGGAAAAAAACUUACUAAAGGCCCUUAAGGAGUUCACUGACAGGGGAAAUAAAUCCAAACGCAGAAAGGAAAACAUUGACAUGGUGAAAAGUGUGACCAAAAACAAAGAACUGAGUUUAUCCAAAGAAACAAUACUCAGUAACGGUUGUGAAGAGCCAAAGACGCGCCCCUCUAGAGCACUGAGGCACCCAGAGGGACCCCAAGAGCAAAGGCGCCCAGGAGGGACCAACCAAGAAAAUCCACCCCCCUACCAAGGAGGGAGGAGAGACGACCCCAACUAUAUCCUCCAGCCACAGCAAUGCCGGAGCCCCCAGGAGCCGCGGGGACGAGUCCGCGGGCUCCGCCGGCAGCCAGCCACCCUGAAGUGGAUCUGGCCAUAUGCCCCAGGGACCCAAGACCCCUGGGGUUCCCCAAUCUCCUGGCGGGGGUCCUGGCUGGGCCCCAGGCCCCACGGAGCAGCCACCAGGAAUAAGCCAGUACUCGCCCGGGCAUCCACCCCCAAACAACGAGCAUCACCAGUGCACCAUGUGAUGGAGCAGGCACGGGAAGGAGAUUGGGGAUGGGGAGAAAAGGACCAGGGGACUUACUGCACUCCCAGGGAGCCAGCUUCCCGGCUGACUCCAAUAGGCCCCCCCGUUCCCAAGAGCCCCCCCGGAGAGGGGCUCUCACCAGUCGCACCACCAUAG
Molecule: messenger RNA, 2580 nt
Organism: Cyprinodon variegatus (sheepshead minnow)
Lineage: Eukaryota; Metazoa; Chordata; Actinopteri; Cyprinodontiformes; Cyprinodontidae
Exons: 7
Molecular function (GO): GTP binding
Source: RefSeq, a predicted model, not a curated record